AUGUCUACCGUUGCGAAAAAGAAGAAAAUACGCCAAGGUCACCGAGCUUACGCUUCGAAAAUAUUAGGAAAUGUGAAAAGCGUAAUACAGAAUUAUGACUCAUCGAAUGAAAGCAUAUUGAGACAACUCAAGAUUUCCUUAGAAGAGAGAUUAAAGAAACUGAAAACUUUAGACGAAGAAAUACUUGAAGUUAUUGAAGACAGCGAAAUUACGAGCGAAAUAGAAGAGUCUGGAGAGUUUACCGAGAAUAUUUAUGGAGCUAUUGUAGAGAUCGACAGCGUUUUGUCGAAGAGCAAAUUACACCAACAACUAGAAAACAACGGAGACAAUUUAAUCGGAGAAGCAGAGAGUUUAUCGCAAAGCAAUGGAUCGAAGAAUAAACACGCAAAACUACCGAAACUUGUAUUAAAUACAUUUUACGGAGAACCAACUCAAUGGCUGUCGUUUUGGAAUUGUUUUGAAAGCGCUGUUAAUAAGAACGAUGAACUGUCUAAAGUGGACAAAUUUAAUUAUCUCAAGAGUCUCUUGAAAGGUCCAGCAGCGUUGACAAUCGCAGGUCUACAACUUUCGGCAGAAAACUACGAUACAGCGGUGAAAUUAUUACAAGAGCGCUUUGGAAAUAAACAAGUAAUAAUUAGCGGUCAUAUGGACAGUUUGUUAAAAAUAACAUCAUUGAACGUUUCGAAUGACGUAAAGAAACUACGACAAAUGUACGACAAAGUUGAGACACAUGUAAGAGGUCUACAAGCUCUAGAA
Messenger RNA from Paramuricea clavata, 756 nucleotides. The record is from the annotation of a GenBank genome assembly. Lineage: Eukaryota; Metazoa; Cnidaria; Anthozoa; Malacalcyonacea; Plexauridae.